AUGCAGCUAUUCUCACUUCUGGCCGUCGCCGUGGCGGUCGGCGCCUCUACUUUGACACCUCCCGUUCUUCCGCUGAUUGUUCGCAACCCGUACCUCAGCACUUGGUUGGGCAACGCCCGCGAUGCGCCUUGGGAACAUUGGCCCAUGUUCUGGACCGGGAGCAGCGUCGGCCUCUCCGUCAUGGCAUCUGUUCCGGAGUCCAAUACUGUUUUUCCGCUGCUCGGACGACCUCAAGACUCCUUGUCCUCGGCUUCCAAGUGUGUUAGACCUGCAUGCGGACCCUUCCCAACAUACCUAGGCGCUACCUUUGAUGCUUCGACCACGAAUCUGUCGUACUCGAUUGCUCCGCCAAAGGGGUCUUCGGCGCCGGUCAAAAUCAUCCUUUCGUUUCUGUCCCCCAUCACGCCCACGUCAACCUUCCGCCAAUCCGUACCUGCUGCCUAUCUGACAAUCCAUGCCGAGGGGUCCUUCGAUGUCAACAUCUACACUGAUUUGAAUGGCGAGUGGGUGAGCGGCAACCGGGACAACAAGAUUGUCUGGGACCUCCUCAAGCCUCAAGGCGCCAAGGAGCAAAGUGCGGUCCUGAAGACCUGGCAGGUGUCAAGGCAAACACAACAACUUCUUACCGAGUUCGCCGACCACGCAGAAUGGGGAACGCUGCAUUUCACUGGCCCCGCCGACGUCUACCACCAAGCAGGAACGUCUAGAAUCCUGCGACAGCACUUUGCAACCAAAGGCAAUUUGAAGAACGAGGUAGAUACUUUGUACCGGAAGAUCAUGGACGAGGAGCCGGUGUUUGCCUUUGCCAAGACAUUCCACCUGAGUAACAACACUGGGGCCGGUCUUUCAUCGACAGACAGCGUGUUGUUCACUUUCGCCCUUGUUCAAGAUCCAGUUGUCCAGUUUGCAGCCGCCAGAGGGUUGACGCAGAUGAGGCCUCUGUGGUCGUUCUACUUUGCAACCUCACCCGAGCUAAUCCAAUACCACUAUGACGACUUUGCCGUCGCCGACCUACUGGCAAGAAACUAUUCGGACCAGCUGGCCGUUGACGCUUUUGCCUCCGGCUCCCAGGACUACCAAGACAUUGCUGCGCUGUCUGCCCGCCAAGUCCUCGGUGCAACCCAGUUCUCAGGAACUCCUGACGACCCCAUCCUGUUCCUAAAGGAAAUAUCCUCAAACGGAAACUUCCAGACUGUCGACGUCAUCUUUCCAGCGUUUCCAUUCUUCCUGUACACGAAUCCUCGCUGGCUUGCUUACCUUCUCGAACCUCUUUUGGAACAUCAACUGAGCGGCCAAUACCCGAAUGACUACAGUAUGCAUGAUCUGGGCUCACAUUUCCCCAAUGCUACUGGACACCCCGAUGGCAAGGAUGAGUACAUGCCCGUGGAGGAGUGCGGAAACAUGCUCAUCAUGGGGUUGGCCCUCGUCAACGCCUUCAAGUACGACACUCAGCCGGCGUUCAUCCAGUCCGCUGAUGGUCUUGCUGGUCCACUAAUGUUGCUGGACCCCAAGAACUCCGGCGGGCGACCCUUGGCGCUGUCUCCCGAUAUGUAUGGCAUGGAUCGUUCAUCAGCUGUCACUGCCUUCAGAGGAGCCAAGGAGGCUGAAAAAUGGGUGUCUAGGUCUUACGAACUUUGGACCAAGUGGACGGGAUAUCUCGUUCGCGAGUCGCUGAUCCCAGCUAACCAGCUCUGCACUGAUGAUUUUGCCGGCUGGCUUGCCAAUCAAACAAACCUCGCCUUGAAAGGCAUCAUUGGGAUCAAGGCCAUGGCCGAGAUCGCCGACGUCUUGGGGAAGACGGAUGACUCCAAGUACUACUCGGAUAUCGCCAGCGACUAUAUUGAACAAUGGCAAGGCUUCGGGAUCUCAAGAGACGGCUCCCACGCCAAGCUGGCGUACACGUGGUACGGCUCCUGGACGACCAUCUAUAACCUCUACGCAGACUCCCUGCUUUGCUUCCACUUGCCAGAACGAAAGGCGGCAUCACAGGGUGGACGUAUCGUAGAGUGGUUGCAAAGGACCUUGCGUAUGGGCUCCAAGACGUCCUUCAUCCCGGACAAGGUCUACAACAUGCAAAGCAACUGGUACCAUGCGGUUCUGCAGCAUUACGGCCUUCCGCUGGACAGCCGUCAUUUGUAUACGAAGAGCGACUGGCAAUUCUUCGCCGCGGCCGUCACGAGCAAAAGAACUCGCACUGAGAUACUUCAGAGUAUCGCGGGAUGGGUCAACGAGACGACAACUGACCGACCCUUGACCGACCUGUACGAGACGGAGGGCACUGGUGGAUGGCCCGGGCCACAUUUUAUGGCCAGACCUGUUGUUGGGGGCCACUUUGCCUUCCUGGCAUUGGAAAGAGCAUGUGGAGGAAAGGCAGUCGAGGGUCUCAGCUUCUUAGAUGAGCCGGAGGCGUUCACGGAAAUAGAUGUGCGUAGGGCUCUCGAGGUAGAGACUGUCGACGGAGGGGACGUUGAGCAACUACCAGUGAUGGAAGACUUGUAG
Molecule: messenger RNA, 2499 nt
Organism: Colletotrichum gloeosporioides
Lineage: Eukaryota; Fungi; Ascomycota; Sordariomycetes; Glomerellales; Glomerellaceae
Product: putative glutaminase
Exons: 4
Coding region: 1-2499 (832 amino acids)
Source: RefSeq, a predicted model, not a curated record